This is a messenger RNA of Fusarium mangiferae, 966 nucleotides long. RefSeq lists its product as uncharacterized. The transcript is spliced from 3 exons. NCBI's taxonomy places the organism in Eukaryota, Fungi, Ascomycota, Sordariomycetes, Hypocreales, Nectriaceae. Bases 1 to 966 code for a protein of 321 amino acids. The record is from RefSeq and is a predicted model, not a curated record.
AUGUCGAGCAAGUCUUGGUAUGCCCUCAAGUCCAAGGCCGUACAUACGCGGUAUGGCUUGACCAAGAACAUUCAAGUCCUCCUUCAGGGCUUGGAAAGCUUUCACGCCGGAAUUAUCGACGCUGGAGAGCUGGGGAGCAUGGUCCGCCUGAGUCCUCGUCGCAGAGAAUCAGUUGCUGCAACAAUAGCCAAGUGCGCGCGCAUGAUCAACAAGGACCCCCAAGAGUCCAAGACCUGUGUCGACAUCAUUGAGAUGUGCACCGAGAUCCUCGAAAUUGCCGACCGACCACCACCCAUCGAGGGCUUUCCUUUCAUGAGACUACCUGCAGAGAUCCGAGAGUAUAUUGUCGACUUGAUGGUUGAUACCGUCUUCAAAUCCAAGGGUAUCAAACCCAGCUCACGAAAAGUGAGCUGCAACUGUCCACAGCUGGAACGCGAAUUCGGGUCCUUCCACACUCCUCAGAUGAAGGCUUUGCCAUCUAUCUUGGGUCCAGCACUCAAUCACGAAUUCUUUCGCAUUUUCUUCCGGAAGAAGGCUGUCCGUUUCCGCUGCUGCUGCGAACUUUUGUAUCAUCUCGACAGCAAUUCUCUGCUUGUGCAGAAUGUCCGUGACAUCAAGGUUCACUGGUGCGGACCCAAGUCGGCAAGAACUUUCAAAAAGCUUGCAGAAUGUGAUAAGCUCGAGGGUUUGACCAUCAGCAUCUCGAAGUCCACACUUGCCAACCUCAGUCCACGAGCCGAUCUGAUGAAGCAAUUCUUCCCGCUAUCCUAUCGCCAUGUCAGGAUCACCGACAUUCUAGGAUUAGACGAGAUUUUGACCAUUCGGGGCCUCAAGGAGGUGUCAGUUAUCCACCUUCAAACAAGGAGCACCAACCUCACCGCUGAGACUGAUAGAGCGAAUCUCUCAGAAAUGCUUGCUCAUCAACUCAAGAAAGAAAAGGGUUACGACCCGCUUGAUGAAUUCUAG